Messenger RNA from Magnolia sinica, 1060 nucleotides. RefSeq lists its product as uncharacterized. NCBI's taxonomy places the organism in Eukaryota, Viridiplantae, Streptophyta, Magnoliopsida, Magnoliales, Magnoliaceae. The coding region runs from base 164 to 637 and encodes 157 amino acids. The transcript is spliced from 7 exons. The record is from RefSeq and is a predicted model, not a curated record.
UCCUACAUUGUUCUCAUUUUUGUGAGGGUUUUUGUUCUUUUUAUUACAAGUGAUCAAAGGUAAAGUUAAGGAUGUUGAAUUGCCUGAGAAAGUAGACAUUCUGAUUUCUGGUGCUAUAUGAUUCAGAAGGGUGUUCUCAAAUGACCAUCAUGUAACUUCUGCAAUGUUGACAGGUGUGACUUGCAUCCUAAUAUGGGCCACGUAUAAUCAGAAUCCUUCUUGUCCUCAGUGCAAGCAUCCGUUUCAGUUUCUCGGUGUUCAUCGAUCACUAGAUGGAAGGAGGUUGAGGAAGAUCAUCUCCAUCCUCUCAAGUGACCAGCCUCCCUGCCCUCAGCUGUAUCUAUACAGCACAACUGACAAGGUCAUUCCAGCUAGGUCGGCAGAGUCUUUUAUUCAGGAGCAGAAGAAAUCUGGGAGAAAUGUGAAACCGAAUGCAAUGGUUAAGGACACAGCUUUCUUGGGGCAUCGCUCUCUGAUCAUCUCAAACCGACUUCAAUCCUCUUAUCAUGAAGAGAAAGGUUUGACUCCAAAAAUGAGAGGUAGACUUUAUUCUGUUUGCUUUGCUUCACACUACCUUCAACUGUCUUGCACUGUAAUAAUGAUGACUGUGAAACUGCAUUUCAUCCUACUUGGCUAAACAUGUUGGCCUGCACAUGGAUGUGAAGACUGGUAGAGGCAAGUUUUUUCAGCACAAGGCUUAUUGUGAAAGGCAUAGCUUGGAUCAGAAAAAGAAGGCUGAGAGUCUGCAACAUGGACCUAAUGAGGUCUGAUGCAUUAAGCAAAUCUGGCUAGCAGGCCAGAGCUACCUGUUGAGGUUGCAGGGCCUGCUACGCACAAUCUGAAAGCUAAAUGCUGGUGGAGGUAAUGAUAACGCUGGCCUGGAAGCUGCAGAAGAUGAACGGGCAGUGUUAUCUCAGGGUCCGCCAAGCACGAUGGCACUGGUGAUGAUGGGCGCGACCAUGACUUUGUAUUAUUUAUGGAACCUAAUGUUGUGUAAUAGUUUGAUUGAGUUAAACUUUAAAUAGACUGUUGUUAAGUGUUUUGUUGGUAUUGUGGCUUU